GCCAUUCAGCACGGUACCCGCGCGAUAUGAACUAUAGUGAUGUCAACAAUCACAUUGUUAUCGAUAUUCUGUUCAAUCGGCUUCAUCACAGCGGCGUAUCUGGAAAACGAAUCAUUCAUGAAGCCCAAACUGGAAAAGAAUAAAAUCGUAAACAAAGGUGUGUGGAUAAGAAAGGCUGGGGAGGAUCACCCCUCUAAAGGGGGAAUAGGUGACUUCAUAUUCAGGGAGAGCUCCCUUGACGCCGAUAGUUUACUACGUAACAACUUUGAUCCUUUCGGAGAGAAUUUUAUGCCUGACUCUGUGAUGGUACCCAACUAUAUUGAAAGGACAAAAAGAUCAGCAAAGGGUAAAACUCUUGUUAUAUAUAAACUUUUAACAUACCCAUUGGGUCACACGACUUUCCUCAAAAGUAUUUAUUAUGGACAGAUAGGAAAAAACUCAAACAAUACAAAAAGCGACAAAGCAACAUUUACGAAAUCAAAAAUAACAUCGAAAUUCAAACCCGGUAAAGUAUUUAAAGAUUUUCCAUACGACGUCGCUAUAAUGCUAACAAAUAAUAAAAGAGAACUGAUAAAGUCCCAAGGAUCGUCUUCUAAGGAUAUUUACGAUACUAGAGAAUAUAAUUUUUCCAAAAUAAUUCCAGAUCUAGCGCUCAGUAUAGACAAUUUGGUUAAAACUGAAUCUCAAAUUACGAAAAAUCAAAACGAUACGAGCACUUACCAAAACACGACAAUUGUGAUUCCGAAACGCAGCAUGCAACAUGACUAUGAAUCAGAAAUUAUAAAGAAAAUUGAAUUCAGUGAAGAAAUGAAUAAAACGGAGGACAGCUUUGAAUCAAAUAAAAUGGAUCGUAACGUAUUCGAAGGUGAUGAUAGAGCGUGGCAUCAAACAGCACCAUUACCCGACGUCAAUGCUUAUAAGAUUUUACCAAAAACUGAAGAAACUAAGCCAGUGAAAAAUAAACCGAUGACUGAAAAAGGCUUAGUCAAAGUAUUAUCGAUGCUGACUAAAACAUUUAAGAAAGUAAUGAAACAACACAACGAUAUCAAAAGAAUACAUACAAAACUUACAUCUAUUAAUGACGAAUUUAUGAAAAACGCCCAACUUUUAAUGACAAAGUUUCAAGAUUUCGAUGUUAAAUAUUUGUAUUUAAUGAAAUUUAAUGAAAAUCUAAAAGAUUUAGAAGCAAGGUUACGUAGCAAAGAAGAUUUCUAUAAUAACAAAGAAAGCGAAUUAAUGAAGAACUUAGCGGAAUUUGAAAAUCAACAGAAGAAAUUCUUGAUCCAACAACAACAAUUUUAUAACAUUCAAAAGCUAAUGCUGGCUCAAAACGAAAAGAUAAAUUUAAAGCAAAACUUAAUAGCGAAAACCCAAAACGAAAUAUCACUGAGGCAGAACAAUUUCGCUCGAAUAUUGAAAAAAGCAAAACAAAUUUACAUCGACACUAAAAAUACUAUACCACAAAAAUUAAGCGCCAUGUUAACGAAGCCUAAUAAAGAUAACAGCGAAGUUAAAAAUACUGAAAUAGACAAACCUAUUGUAACCACUACAAGUACGCAAGCACCUAAUACUGAAUCAGUCAAAAUCAACUUAUUUUCAGUUCCAUCGGUCAGCCGCAUUGUAAAUUACGAUAACCAACUAUUAAAAGAAAAGGACGAUCAUCCUGUAGACGAUUUAAUUUACAAAUACUACUUCAACAACACGUAUAUCGAUGUAUUAAUGAAGAACAAAAUCCUUUCAAGUUUCGUACCCAGUCCAGGGAAUUCAUUCACACGAAAUGCGAAAAACAAGAGAAACGAACGCCCCAGAUUUGUACCUAAAAGCACUAACCUAAUACCUGUAAACGAAAUCAAACCUUACAAUCAAGUUAGCAAAUCUCCCAAUUUAAAUCGCGGUAAACGUUGGAUUAAAUACUCCAAAAAAACUGGUAAAAGAAAACAUAUCGGUAACGAUUUUAACGUUGUUUUGAAGAAAGAAGAUGUCCAAUUGACUAAUUUGAAUAAAACAAAUAUCAGUUACAAAGACAGACGGUUCCCGAAGAAGAUUAAAAACGUAGCUACGAAAGAUCCUUUUAUGACGAUGGCCUCUAGUUUCUGUAAUGAAAUUGGUCAAAACGAUAAUGAUCAAAUGUUACAUUGGUGUAUAGAAAAAGCGUUAAGAAGACUGCGAGCAAUUGAAAUGAAAGCAACUCAGGCUGUAGUUACGGCAGAACACAUGGACGCUACAAGUAAAGCUACGCCCACGAGGAAUAUACCAAAGAAUUCAGAGGCUGUUAUAAUGACUACGUUAUUUGGAGCAGAAACAACGUUUACGUCAACAUCUACGACCACGACGGAAGCCCCUACCAGUGAGUCCAGUACUACAGUCGCUCAGGAACCAACAGAUUCUGCCUUAUUCUUCCCAGAUAACGACCAACUAGAGACGAACCUCAAACAAUUCGAAUUCAAUCGAGAUACGGAAGGUACGGUGUACUAUGAUGGCAGUGUACACGCUAGUCAAUUUGAAGGUCCGGACAGUGAGGGUAUUUCGGACCUCUUGCCGGACAUGGACAGCGAUUCGAGGGUCGACAUUGACCCCGUGGCGCUCGACUUGCAGCAGAAAAGACGAGCCUAUGUUCGAAGAAUCAACGAAGACAUCAUAAGAAAAAUGAAACAAGGCUAGAUAAGAUUAUCUGUAAUGCUUAAUUUAUGUGAACAAU
Papilio polytes (common Mormon) is the source of this 2698-nucleotide messenger RNA. RefSeq lists its product as uncharacterized. The transcript has 8 exons. Bases 40 to 2661 code for a protein of 873 amino acids. Lineage: Eukaryota; Metazoa; Arthropoda; Insecta; Lepidoptera; Papilionidae. The record is from RefSeq and is a predicted model, not a curated record.